CCUAAAAAAAAAAAAGGCAUUGUACACACAUAAAAUUAAGAAUAAUGGAAUCUUUGUCCCUUCACUCUGUUGUCCCCCAAUGUGUUAAGCAGAAUUUAGGUUUCUGGAAUUAUGUGCAUUGUCCUUCAGGGCAUGAAUACUACUUUUUUUUUUUUUUAAGUAACAAGCAAGUGGGGUUAUCUCUUCCUGCACUGCUAAAGAUAAGUGCCUUGGUGUGUCUAACUUCCCUGAAUCUCUUGCAUAGUAGUAGCUCUGAGUGAGAUGCAUUUUCUUCUGUCCUUUUGUUUAUUUAAAGAUGGAUCAGGUACUGACCAUCCUUGAAAGAAUGGAAGUUGGUUUGUGUGCUCUGAAGAAAUGCACUGUAGAUGCAAAGCUAAUGGGGAAAGUGUCGACUGCUGUGAACAGCAGAGGGCAUAGCAGCACCUGGCAAGAACGGCCAGCCGUUGUUGCAAAGUGCCAGAAGUCUCUGCCUGGAACAUAGUUCCUCUAGUAUUCAUUCUUGUGUUGUUAGUUCCACAGCAACCUGGAAGGAAGAUGAAUGUGAGGUGCAGAGUGCAGAGCUGUUUUCAACCACUGCAAUAGCAAAAGAACCUGCCUGUCUCUCUUUCUGAUAACUGCUCUGAAGUUUCUGUGUCCUAAGGGAUUUUGUUCCUGAAUGGGAGAAGGAAAAGGUUCUCUAAAGUGACAGCAAGAGCAAAUAAGGAUGUCCAUGAGGAGCCCUGCCUCUCCUCAGCUGGAGCUCAAUGGAGCUGGGAACAUGGUGAACUGCACCAUUAAAACAGAAGAGAAGAGUGAGACCUGCUACAAGUCUAUACAGCAGGAGGCAACCAGCACUAUCUCUGGUUCUGACAAACCAUACAAAUCACCAUUGCCACUGAGUGAAGUCAUAGAUCCGCAGACCCUCCCAGAGGAAUCUGGAUCUCCAGGGGGAAAAGCAUUAGAUUCCAAGAACCCUGUGUUUGAGCCUGCAGUUAGCAACCGGGAAAAAUUGGAUUUUAAUAAAAACUUAAAAGAAGUGAUGCCGACUAUUGAGAAGUUAUUGUCCAGUGACUGGAAAGAGAGACUUCUGGGGAAAAAUUCUGUGGAAUCCAAAGAGGUCAAAGGAACCCAAGAAAGCCUGGCAGAGAAGGAGCUGCAGCUCCUGGUCAUGAUUAACCAGCUGUCCACCUUGCGGGACCAGCUGCUGACAGCCCAUUCGGAGCAGAAGAACAUGGCCGCUAUGCUGUUUGAGAAACAGCAACAACAGAUGGAACUGGCCAGGCAGCAGCAAGAGCAGAUUGCCAAGCAACAGCAACAGCUUAUCCAGCAGCAACACAAGAUCAACCUGUUGCAGCAGCAGAUCCAGCAGGUCAACAUGCCCUAUGUAAUGAUUCCAGCCUUUCCUCCCAGCCACCAGCCUCUUCCUGUCACCUCAGAUCCUCAAAUGGCACUUCCCAUUCAGCCAAUUCCCUGUAAACCAGGUAUGAAGAGGCCAAGAAAAGUGUGGAAUUUGGAGUACCCCAUGCAGCUGCUGCACAGCCCACCUCCUUCGUCACUGAAGAGACCUGCAAGCUCAGGCCACCUACAGAUCCAGGAAUCUUCGCAACCGCUGAACUUAACAGCCAAGCCCAAAGGCUCUGAGCUCCCCAAUGCCUCCAGCUCUCCUAGUCUAAAGAUCAGUAGCUGUCAGUCCCUCACUCCCAACCAUGGAGUUUCUCGAGAGCUCCAGACCAGCCCUCCCAGCCUUCCUUUGGGGUUCCUUGGAGAGGGAGAUGCUAUAACCAAAGCAAUCCAGGAUGCACGGCAGCUUCUGCACAACCAAAGCAGGGCAAUAGAUGGUUCUCCAAAUCACCCCUACAGGAAGGACCAUGUCAGCUUGGAUUCUUCACCAGCAAAAGAACAGAUGGAGGAAACAUCUUUGCAGAGGCUGGAUGAAUCCAUGUUAACCUGUGAUGGGGAUGGCUCACAGCAUUUCCCUGAAUCCAGGAACAACAACCACAUAAAACGCCCCAUGAAUGCCUUCAUGGUAUGGGCCAAGGAUGAGAGACGCAAGAUCUUGCAGGCCUUCCCAGACAUGCACAACUCAAGCAUCAGCAAGAUUCUAGGCUCCCGGUGGAAGUCCAUGUCGAACCAGGAGAAGCAGCCCUACUAUGAGGAGCAGGCGCGACUCAGCCGGCAGCACCUGGAGAAGUAUCCCAAUUACAAGUACAAGCCCCGCCCCAAGCGCACCUGCAUCGUGGAAGGGAAGCGGCUCCGUGUAGGCGAAUACAAGGCAUUGAUGAGGAACCGGCGCCAGGACGCCAGGCAGGGCUACCUGAUUGCGCCUCAGGGCAGCCAGAUGCCACCUUCCUCUACGGAUCUCGUGUAUCAGCGAUCGGUCGGGAUGCAACUGCCUCCACCCCUGAUGGAUCACUACUUGCCCCGCAGCAUGGAAUCAAACAUGCCGGUCAUAGUCAACACACGUAGCCUGAAGCCGGAAGAAGGGGACGGGGCUGAGGACAGUCACUCAGUACCUGAUGGGGAGAUGUACCACUACAGUGAAGAUGAGGAUUCGGAGGGCGAGGAUAAGAGUGAUGGAGAGCUGGUGGUUCUGACAGAUUAAUCACCCCCGCAAGAUUAAGACAGAUUAAGGGAGAGGGGAGCAUGUGUGGAGAGGUGGCUCCAUCAGCCUCCAUCUUUCCGACAUCAUCAAAGCUCCAUCAGCCUUUGCCUUCUUUCCAACAUCAAAUAAUUGGUUGGAAUGGAAGGUGGUAAGGGGAAGGUAUCAUUCAAGCUGUCUAAUGAGGGUGGGGGGGGAGGUGAGGGGCACUCUAGGGUCAUUUGCAAGGUGGAUGCAGGUUAUUGGGAAGGGCAGCCACCAGGCCUGGGGGGCUCUACCAAGCUUAUUUAGAAAUGGGCAUGGAACAGAGGGAGAGAGGAACUAGCAUGUGUGUGAAUACCUAGAGUGUUGCUAGAGCUUCAUGCUCAUUUGUAUGCUUGCUUGAAAGGAAGAGAUUUUGGCUUUGCCCCUUCUGAACAUUCAUCAGGGUCUGGCUAGAAGAGGCACACAACUGAAUGAGAGUCUUGUUAUGCAGUUGUUGUUGGAACAGUUUUGGGGUCCGUCCUCCCACUAAAGGGCAGGGGUUCUGCCUUCAAGAUGAAAGUGCAGAGUAGUCCCCCAAAAGCCUGGAAGUUAAAAAAGAAGGAGCCGAUCUGGGGGCUUACAAAAGUGUAUGAACGGGAGUGUAGAGCAGUAGACGCAGAAAUAACCGUCUCGGAAUCUACCUUCCUGUCUUCUGUGCAGUUUAAUGCUGGCCUUGGUGCUUUCAGGAGCGGAAGUGUGACUGGGAAAAAGUUCACCACUUCCCACCCCAACUGCAUUUGUCUUCCAUGCAGCAGUCUGUUGUGCUGGAAUGAAGCAGCUAGUGUUCCACGGCUGGGCAAACGUUGUGCCCAUUGCUCGCUCUCUCUCUCUCUCUUUCCUGAAAACUGAUGUGCAGCCAGCUGAACAGAGGCCUCACCUGUUUGUGGCCUGGCCAGCUGCCCCCUUCUAUAGUAGCCACACAGUUGCCACCAUUCAGCUGACCUCUCUGGGGCCUUUUCAGUUUGCGAACACCAAACGUCUGGGUGGAACACUUGUUCCCUAUUCGUUCCGGAUGUCAGGCAGUUCUGCCUUCUCCCGCGCCCCCCCCCCCCCCGCCCUCUGCUUCACUUUGUCCUGUGUUUGUUUCUUUCUACUCCCACUGGCCCUGCCAGUAAAUUCCCAUGGAGCCAUUUUUAGCUCUGGACUUGAAUGAAUAACAACGGAGGUCUCUCGGGGGCCCUCUCUGUACCCUUGGCAGCCCUGGCCCAGUUUGUAAAUCAGGACGCUGCCCGUUUCCCUCCUGCUCUUGUUCACUUGCCAGUUCUCAGUAGACAGCACAGGAGGGGACGCCCUGCAGCAGCAGCAGCAGCAGCAGCAGCAAGAAAGCUGACUGAAUUCUUGUGGGGUGGGAAAUGCCACUCCUGAGGCAGCAGUAUGAGAAGAUGAGGAUUCCCUCGGAUGGAGACGCUUGCUGUGUUCUUCUAAUUACGCUGCACGAGCUAUGUGAGCAAUGAACUGGGACGGCUUCUGCUGUGCCACUCUGCUAUCUCACCCGUUUCUGCCGCUGCCUUCACUCCCCAUUCGCCCUGUUUGGCAUUUGUCAAAAGCCCUCUUCACAUGUUAUGAGCACCUUAUAAGUGUUCAUGGUUACAAUGGGGAGGAAGUCCCUCUGCCCUGCUGUCAGUCACCCGCUCACGCUGAUGAUCAUGGUUACGGGGCCAUUGGUCUGAAGGGGCAGUGCCAUCAGUGUGAUCGCGACGAUUCUGUGAGCUGCAACCUGGAUCCAACCAGCUUAUUGUGAUGAUGAAUGGUACUGUAACUGUGAUCGUCUGCAUGAGGGGUGAUUGUCCCGGUGGGGGUGGCGGGACUUUUGUACUGCUUUGACCACUGCAACUGUGAGUGUCUGGGGCUGUCAUAACGUCUGAAGAGGGCUAAAGUACCAGCUGAUUCAAAUCAGCUGAACUGCCCUUGAUGGGUGAGUGGAGAAUGCUUAAGAUCAGUGGCUGGCAUGAUGCACAGAGCUAUGGAGAUGUAACAUUGUGUCGUGGGGCUGCUGCAGGGUCAUAAGGCAGCCCCCCAACGCUGUUCAGGAGCAGUGAUUGUGCAACCAGCGGCACCGCAGUUUCGCCCACUCACCGUCAUGGAGAAAACUGCAGUAGGCGCUGCUUGUGCAACCACCCCUUCUUAACAGCGUCAAGACUGCCUUCUGAGUUCAAAGGAGCCCCAUGAUGCAGCAUUGAGCUAGGGAUAUGCCCCAACUGGCGCAGGCAGCCGCAGGCAGGGCAGGGAUCGGUUCCUUUAAAAACCAGGUAAGCAGGUCCUUUCCUGCUCCUCCUCCCACCUUUUUCCGAGCAUGGCACUCACUUUCCAAAGGGCCACGCGUGACUGCAGUGCUGCUCCGAGCAGCCUGCGUGUGGUGUCGGCACGCACAUGGCCAUCACGGGUGGCCUUUUGGAUAGCGAGUGCCACGCCCGGAAAAGUGGUGGGGUGGUGGAGCAUCAGGUAAGAACCUGUGUAAAGGUAAAGUUGUGCUGUCAAGUUGGUGUCGAUUCCUGGCGACCACAUUGCCAUGUGGUUGUCUUUGGUAGAAUACAGGAGGGGUUUACCAUUGCCUCCUCCUGCACAAGAUGAGAUUGUGCAUUUCAGCAUCUUCCUAUAUCGCUGCUGCCUGAUAUAGGUGUUUCCCAUAGUCUGGGAAACAUACCAGUGGGGAUUCAAACUGACAACCUCUUGCUCCCUAGGCAGGUUACUUCCCUGGUGUGCCUGGUUUUUAAAGGAACCGAUCCACGCCCCACCAAACUGGUUCAAGUGUGGGCGCUCGAGUCAGUUCAGCGCUCUCCUGAUGAGCCUCCGUAACAGCCCAUGUGUAACAAUUCCUUCCUUCCUCACAUCUAUAUCUUACCUUUCCUGCAAGUCAGUCAGGGUGGUGCACAUAGAUGGGAUUACCCUCUCUUUAUCCUUGCAGCAACCUUGCAAGUUAGGUUAGGGUGAGAGAGCGUGAUUGGCCCAAGGUCUGCCAGUGAACUUCAUGGUUCAUUAGAGAUUUGAACCCAGGUCUUCUCAAUUCAAGGCCAAUACUCUAACCACUAUACCACAGCGGUGUGAGUGGGCUUGUAUACAACCCUUUCCCCAUAUUUUGACUCCAACAGUACAAUUCAUUACACUUUGUGACCCUCUUAAACGUCUCCUGCAUUUCAGUUGGUCUUUGACAAUGUCCUAAAUACCAAUGCAGUAUAUAAUAGCAAACUAGAAAUCUCAGUGUGGAAAGGUUGCACUCUGCUGGCAGAAGUUGGAAUGGCACCAAAAAGGCUAAAUUGGUACUCUCCCCUAGCACCUUUCUGAACAUUUUAUUUAUUUUCUAAUGAUUGAAUCCAGGGGACCAAGAAUUUGUAGUUUUUCCUGUUUAAGGGCGAAAUGCUAUUUGCAAGAAGAAAAGUGUGGUGAUGUGCUCCUCUCCUUUUUUUGGAAAAAUGUAUAAGGAAGGCAAAACAUCUCCCUUUGUGUCUGACAAAAGGGGCUGAUGUCUCAACAGCUUAUUCCACGAUCGAUGUUGGUCUAAGAUACCACGUUGGACUCUUUACUGUGUUUACCACAACAGACUACCCUUCUCGGAUUUGACUAUCCUAUUAGACCAAUUCACAAAUUACGUUCCAACACUUGUAGGGCAAAUGUACACAAGUACAGUUACACACACACGAUGUUGGACACAGCUACAUUUCCUGUCUGUGCCAUGCAUUUGAGGGCCUGUACCCAGGUUCACUCUUAAAAUGAAUGCAGGUACAGUGAGUUACACAAAAACAUGUACAAGUGUACAGAUACCUGUACACGCAUGCAGCCUAACGUCUGAAGAGGGUGACUGUCUUGUCAUCCAUGUGACCUGAGCUGGCUGCUUCAGUUCCCAUAAUUGCCUUAGAUAAGCUACAGUCCCCUGCACCCCUCCAAUUAUUUAUUACUCCCCAACUCUGUUUAAUGCUACAGUAGCCCCACAAGCAGAAAGUGGGGCAGAUAGCAUCAAGGAGGUUGUGGCAGGCUCAUGGAGGGGAAGUGAGUUAUUGGAUUGCUUGGACAGAAGCAUCUUGGGAAUGGAUUAGGCUUUUGACCCUUCCAGUUUUUACAGACUCGUUCAUUCCCCCACCCCUAGUGUGCUUUGGCAACUGGCUGCUCUGUGUGUGUGUGUGUGUGUGUGUGUGUGUGUGUGUUUAAAAAACAAAUGUCUGUACAUAUAGAUAGAGCUUUAUUUUGUUAACAAGACUAGUAACUUAACCUGUAUAUUUCAACAUACUUGUCUAUAAUGGGUUUUCUUUUUCUUGGUACAAUAAAGAGGAUGUUUUGGAUCAGA
Hemicordylus capensis (graceful crag lizard) is the source of this 6881-nucleotide messenger RNA. It is a transcript of the gene SOX13, whose product is annotated as SRY-box transcription factor 13. Gene Ontology annotation, biological process: regulation of transcription by RNA polymerase II; cell fate commitment. NCBI's taxonomy places the organism in Eukaryota, Metazoa, Chordata, Lepidosauria, Squamata, Cordylidae. The coding region runs from base 704 to 2581 and encodes 625 amino acids. Gene Ontology annotation, molecular function: DNA-binding transcription factor activity, RNA polymerase II-specific; RNA polymerase II cis-regulatory region sequence-specific DNA binding. The transcript is spliced from 14 exons. Gene Ontology annotation, cellular component: nucleus. The record is from RefSeq and is a predicted model, not a curated record.